Molecule: messenger RNA, 1049 nt
Organism: Aspergillus wentii DTO 134E9
Lineage: Eukaryota; Fungi; Ascomycota; Eurotiomycetes; Eurotiales; Aspergillaceae
Exons: 5
Coding region: 151-996 (281 amino acids)
Source: RefSeq, a predicted model, not a curated record
GGAAGUUUAGAUAAACAAUUUCCAGAUUAUCAUCGAUUGCUAUGCCUGAAUCUAAAUUAAUCAACGCCCAAUACCUUUCUUGGAUAUGCAUUGUUUAUUACUGUACCUCUCAGGUAGUGUUCCCUAGCUGUAUAAUUCACUCUUGCCAGAAUGCCUUCACGAAGACAAAUUCACCAGACCCCUCCCGAAACCUCUUCUUCCAGAGUCAUUCACCUGCCAGCCUCGGAUUUCCAUAACUGCUCUGCUCUCUGCUCAUAUAUCAACGAGAGAAUUCCCCAGUCAAAAGAAGACACGAAAUUCACGCUGACCGAGGUCAACUCCACCUGGGCAGACGAGAUGUUGAGAGUCCUAGGCGAAACACGACUACGAAUCCGCUUCGAGUUCGAUACAACUACACAGAUCCUACAACUGAGAAUAAUGAUAUCUGAAAUACACAAUGCCGCUCAACUGUGGUACCAGGCCGCAUGGAUGUAUUGGAUGGCCUCGGGUUUGACAACGCGUGAUGAAAGCAUGGAUAUCCGUGGCUUGGGAGUUGGUAUGGGUUCCUUGUCGGGUAGUGGAGUUGACAAAGCACCCUAUUUCAUGGUUCGACCACGGAGAAGUCGAAUUCCACGGGUUGUGUUUGAGUCUGGAUGGUCCGAGUCACUGGACGAUCUACAUAGUGAUAUUAAUAAGUGGCUGGUUGGUGGUGAUGGGGCCGUUCAGGUUGUUAUCCUUCUGAAAUGGAGCAAGGUUGAAUCGUCAAAUCGAGUUCGUGGCUCUGUUGAACUGUAUACACUGGCGAGGGAUGGGACUCCAAAAUUACAACAGAGAGAGCAAAUCUUCCCCAUCCCAGCCGAGCCAGAUACUCAACCCAUCAGACUGACCCGACGGAUGCUCUUUGGGUCCAAUAUCGCUCCCGGGAGGAAUCCCCAGGAUGCUUUCGCCCUCGAUGUGGCCGUUCUUCGCGCCGAUGCAGUGGACCUUUUGGAGAGGAUGAACCGUGUACCAGCUUAGAUUGAUUUGCCUGAUAUCCCUACACGAUUAUGAAGUGACCAGAAUUAGUAUUU